Molecule: messenger RNA, 1233 nt
Organism: Musa acuminata AAA Group (dessert banana)
Lineage: Eukaryota; Viridiplantae; Streptophyta; Magnoliopsida; Zingiberales; Musaceae
Product: E3 ubiquitin-protein ligase RMA1-like
Exons: 3
Coding region: 405-1112 (235 amino acids)
Biological process (GO): ubiquitin-dependent protein catabolic process
Cellular component (GO): endoplasmic reticulum
Molecular function (GO): metal ion binding; ubiquitin protein ligase activity; ubiquitin-like protein conjugating enzyme binding
Source: RefSeq, a predicted model, not a curated record
GCUGUCGAAAGGAUACGGCGCGGACGAACGACUCGGCCUCGGUCCGUCGAAUAUAUCAAUCUCAUAGUUAGUCUGGUUCAGAGCAAAUCCAUUCGAACGAAAGAGAAGAGACGCCUUCCCCAACGGCCCCCCAUCGCCUUCUCCGCCUCCAGAAUGCGGAGGAAGGGAUCCCAAUCGCUGAUGCUCAUGCUUAACAACCGGCUCCUACUUCAUCAUGGAGGACCACAUCCAAUGGCUUCCCUUUCAGAAGCCCUGCGUUCUUCCCAUGCUUAGAUAAGGAAGCAGGAGUUCGUCUAGUUUUCUGUGCACCAGACAAAAAAGCCUUCGGCCGUGGUCUUGCCCAGAGGAGAGCUUGUUUUGUUUGGGCUACUUGUUCGAUCUUGUGUCCACCGGGCUGAAGCGACAUGGACGCCCACCGGGUAGCCGAAGCGCCACUCCCGACGGCGGAACGCCGUUGCAGUGACGAGCCUCGGAACAAGUGCGAGACGGACGCGGGCGCGCAGGCCUCCGCCAGCGCGUGCUUCGACUGCAACAUAUGCCUGGACUUCGCGGUGGAGCCGGUCGUCACUCUCUGCGGGCACCUCUACUGCUGGCCAUGCAUCUACAGGUGGCUGCAGCAGGCGGACGGCGCCGCCCCGCAGCAGUGCCCCGUCUGCAAGGCCGCCCUCCACCAUGACGCCCUGGUGCCGCUCUACGGCGGCGGCCGCCACGGCGCCAAGAAGCCCCGCCCGGACCUCGAAUUACCGCGCCGCCCGCCGCCGGCCCACCCCCCGUCGCCCGGAGCGAACGAGGAACAACGGUACCCGGAGACCCGACCGUAUUCUCGCCGUCACCACCAGCACCCUAAUCACGGGUGGGAGUACACGUCGGGAGCGACGAGGGUGAUCCACUCUACGGCCGGCGGGCUGCUGGGGGGGUUGGUGAUGGCGGUGCUCCCGUGGGUGUUCCGGAAUCAAGAGCGGCCAGGCAUUUACUACUCGAGUCCUUACCACAUGGGCGGCGACGUCGGCAGCGGCAGGCUCAGAAGGCAGGAGAUGGAGCUGAAACGGUCACUCCAUCAGAUUUGGCUCUUCCUUGUGUGCUGUGCCGUUGUGUGCCUGCUCUUAUUCUGACAACUCUUGUGCGCGUCAAAUUUUGGUGAGGGACUUGGCGGAAAAUAUUUACAAUGUGAGUGCAAGAAGCUAAAUUUGAAUUAAUCUAAUGGAUAAAAAUAGAAGAUGAUGCUUAUAUUUA